AUGGUAGAUAUUGACUAUAAACGGGAGUUAAACGCCAGACGCGAUCAAGUUGAGGAUAUUUUUGAGUUUGAAGGAUGCAAAGUUGGUCGAGGGACCUAUGGUAGUGUCUUUAAAGCUAAAAGAAAGGGCGGGAAUGAUGAUAGGGAAUAUGCUUUAAAACAGAUUGAAGGCACUGGGCUCUCAAUGUCGGCAUGUCGAGAAAUUGCCCUCCUUAGGGAACUCAAACAUAAAAACGUUAUAACGCUGCAGCGUGUGUUUCUCAACCAUACAAAUCGCCGGGUGUGGCUUCUUUUUGAUUUCUCUGAACACGAUCUAUGGCAUAUCAUAAAAUUUCACCGGACUUCAAAAGCGAAUAAAACUACCUUUGCUGUUUAUCCGAAUAUGGUGAAAAGCCUGAUGUACCAAAUAUUAAAUGGGAUCGACUAUCUUCAUGCUAACUGGGUUCUUCACCGCGACUUGAAACCUGCAAAUAUCUUAGUGAUGGGCGAAGGACCCGAACGCGGUCGCGUUAAAAUUGGUGACCUGGGGUUCGCCAGGUUGUUUUAUCAACCGUUGAAACCACUAGCUGACUUAGACCCGGUUGUGGUUACGUUUUGGUACCAUGACGCAUGGCAUGACAUGCCAAAGAUGCCCGAAUAUCCUCAGCUCAUGCGAGAUUCCAUUAGCAAAAAGGCCUAUGGAAAGUAUUCCCUCGAAGGCUAUUUAGAAGAAAAAAAGUUCACUAUUGACAAAUAUGAGAUCUCUCUUUUGCAGUCCCUUCUGACAAUGGACCCACUUAAACGACCCUCUGCAGCCGAAUCAAUGAAUCACGAAUACUUUAAGAUUGGAGAAAAACCUAACGAGGAGUAA
Messenger RNA from Dibothriocephalus latus, 849 nucleotides. NCBI's taxonomy places the organism in Eukaryota, Metazoa, Platyhelminthes, Cestoda, Diphyllobothriidea, Diphyllobothriidae. The record is from the annotation of a GenBank genome assembly.